Messenger RNA from Poecilia latipinna (sailfin molly), 2623 nucleotides. RefSeq names its product macrophage-expressed gene 1 protein-like. The record is from RefSeq and is a predicted model, not a curated record. The transcript is spliced from 2 exons. The coding region runs from base 11 to 2128 and encodes 705 amino acids. NCBI's taxonomy places the organism in Eukaryota, Metazoa, Chordata, Actinopteri, Cyprinodontiformes, Poeciliidae.
CAGAAGCAUCAUGAAGACAGUCACUGCCUUUGGGUUUGUCCUUUUUUGUCUGAAAAUCUGUUCUUCAAAUCCUUUGCCCCGUCCGACAAACUGGCUCAGACGAUGUCAGGUCUCCACCAAUCUUUCCAUCACAGCACUGGAAGUCCUCCCUGGAGGAGGCUGGGAUAAUCUCCGAAACAUGGAUAUGGGCCGAGUGAUGAAUCUCAGCUACUUUGAGUGUCAAACGACUGAGGACAGGCUCUACCUCAUCCCAGACGAGGUGUUUGUCAUCGCGCAGAAGGAGACAGGUGUGGAGACCAACUCUGAGUUAAUUAGUUCUUGGCUGGAAGAAAAAAGCACCACAUCUCAUACCAUUAAUAACGAAAUAUCAUACCUGGAGAUACUGAAUGGCAAAUAUUCUGACGAGAACAAAAGGAUGAAAACCCAUCAGGUUAAAGACUUGGCUACCACAGCCAGGGUUCAGGUUCGUGAUUUGGUCUACACAGUGAAAGCUUACCCGGACUUCACACUGGAUCUCCGUUUUGUUCAGCAAGUCAAGGAAAUUGCAGAUGCAAUUGAAAAUAAUCAGACGAGGAAUGCAGAUUAUCUCUCAGAGAAGAUGGUGCUGGACUAUGGAACCCAUGUUAUCACCAGUGUAGAUGCAGGAGCUUCUUUGGUACAGGAAGACUAUCUCCAUUUUAUGUCCAAUAAUGAGUCAGAUAGCUCCACUAUUAAAACUCAGGCCGGGUUAAACUUUUUUGACAAACUCAAAUUUGAUAUCAGUAGUCAAUUUAGCCAACAAAGCUCAUUACUUCAAAAAUAUCAGUCUAACAUUCAGUACUCUCUCAUCCAAAGCCAUGGUGGCAUACCUUUUUAUCCUGGAAUCACUUUGCAGAAGUGGCAAGAAAGUACCAGGAAUAAUCUGGUUGCCAUUGACAGAUUUGGAUCUCCCCUCCACUAUUUCAUAAACACAAACACUUUCCCUGAUCUGCCAGAACCUACAGUCGGCAAAGUGGCUCGUCGGGUGAAUAAGGCUAUUGAGCUGUAUUACAAGGUCAACACGCGCCCUGGUUGUGUGGACAUUACUUCCAAGAACUUCAACUUUCAGGCCAAUGUUGAUGACAACUCUUGUGAGGGCCCAGCCACCAACCUUAGUUUUGGAGGAGUUUACCAAGUAUGUACUAAACUCACCUAUGAUUCUUAUCCACUCUGUGAUACACUGGCCCAAAAGAACAUACAGACAGGUGACUUCUCCUGUCGCCCACCUUACACUCCAACUUUACUGCGAUCUGAAGUGAGACAGCAGGGUUACAAUUCAUAUGAAUGCCAUACAGAAAAGGAAUCAUGUUUCAUUUUUAGUUGUGAUAAGACUGUUUGCAGUGAUGUAUAUCGUGUUCGCUCUGCUCGUAUAGAUACCUACUGGUGCUCUGUGAAUGGAAAAGCUCCAGAUUACUCAGGGUAUCUGUUUGGAGGAAUCUAUGGCCCCUCUUUCCAGAACCCCAUCACCAAGUCCAAAAGCUGCCCUACAAACUUCAUUCCAGUGAAGUUUCUAUCAGAUGGCCAAAUGAUCUGCAUGAGUGACGACUAUGAGACCGGCAUCAGAUACUCCGUCCCAUUUGGAGGUCUCUUCAGCUGCGAGUCUGGUAACCCACUGGCUAAAAACCAAAGUAGAUGCCCUCCCAAAUUCAGCCAGCACCUCGCCACGGUUAGCGAUGGCUGUGAAAUUCUUUACUGCGUCCAGUCUGGACUGUUUACAGGGGGUGAGCUGAACCCAAUCCGUCUACCUCCAUUUACCAAACGUCCUCUCGUAAAAAUGCAGACCACCAACACAAUGAUGGUGAUGACUGAAGGAGAUAAGAGCUGGGUCAGGAUGGGGCCCAGUAAAGGGUGGAAACUUGUGAAUCCAGAGGAAAUGCACCAGCUUCAAAGUUCUGGGUUGAACCAGCAAAGGUUUAACCCAGAACUCAAUCAGAUGUCAAAGGAAAAAAUAGCAGGCGUGGCAAUUGGAGCAAUAGGUUUGAUAGGAAUGGUGGUGAUAGUGGUAGUGAUCUUGGUUAAGAAAAGGAGGAGGUACUCUGGAUUGAGGUCCAGCGGUUAUGUGGAAAUACGUGAGCAGGUUGGGAGGGAGACACAAGAAGAUGAAACUUAAAGUUAUGCAACAAAAAGAGAGCAUUGUGUUUUCACAUAUAAAAAGGAUGUUAGAAAUGUAGCUUUUUCCACCAGAGUAAAUACAUUAAUGUUUUGUAUAGGUAUGUGUGUAAUACAUAUUCAGCAACAUAUGAUGAUGGUGUUUUUUGAGGAACAUGUUAUUUUAUGACAAAUCAGCCUUUAAAAACAAAAUAAUUUUCUUUAGACACCAAAGCUCAUUUUCAAACUUUAUGGUGACCCUCAGCUCCAAGCUGCACAAAUACAUAACUCAUUUAAUGUGUAGUAUUGCUUAUAUAUUACCUUUGUAUAUCCUGCUUUACUCAUUAUGAACAUAUAUGUUAACAUUUAGGUAAAACAUAAAUUACCUAAGUGUAUUUUUAUUAUAGGUGAAAAAGGGAUCUAAGUACUUUUGUGGCAUAUCAUAAGAAUUGAUUUCCUGUUUUAUAAAAAUUAAUUUUAUGCAAUGUAUUCUACAGCAUAUUCAUACAAAAAUAAA